This is a messenger RNA of Ruditapes philippinarum (Manila clam), 10543 nucleotides long. Its product is annotated as protein split ends-like. NCBI's taxonomy places the organism in Eukaryota, Metazoa, Mollusca, Bivalvia, Venerida, Veneridae. The record is from RefSeq and is a predicted model, not a curated record. Bases 116 to 8770 code for a protein of 2884 amino acids. Gene Ontology annotation, cellular component: histone deacetylase complex; chromatin. Gene Ontology annotation, biological process: regulation of transcription by RNA polymerase II. The transcript has 21 exons. Gene Ontology annotation, molecular function: chromatin DNA binding; transcription coregulator activity; histone H3K9 demethylase activity.
UACCGUGUAUUAUUACGCAGCGUAAUCUUGUGAGUAGACAUUCCAACGGAUAAUUUAGCUAAAUUCUCUGGAUUUUGGAAUAUAUUUUACUCAAUAUGGAUACGUAAAGUGUAUUAUGGCGUGUCGCUAUAGGGAAGAAUUAGUUGGAAAACGCUUUAUCUCCGUAAGGAGUCCACAAAAGCUUAAAAUCCAAAAAAUAUCCGAAUGGGAAUGGCGGUCCGGUGUGGUACGGGCCGUAAGCAGUAAAGAUUCGAGCAGUCUCGAUUUAUCUGUAUUGAUAGAGUUUGAUGAUAUUGAUUGGACACGACGUGAAUGGGUACGUGUCCAUGAUAUCUUCCAGUUGUUCCUAGUGGAACACACCUUGGUCUGGGCUGAGAGGCCGGACCCAGAUAAACCAAGACAGUCUCUGUCCUGGCCUGGACUGAGUUUUCGUGCAGUAGUGGACAAGGCUGGUUUAGCGGGAUGUAAAAGGAAACCAGUAGAAUUCCUUGUAGACAGAUUCCUGGGUCUUGUUGAAGAAAAAGAGAUCCAGAUAUUUCAGGAAGGUGAUGAAAACUCGCAUCCUACAGCCUCUGCACGACGUGAAGUAAAACACGGUCUGAAGGAGUGGUUAGAUUACCAGGAUGGUCAGAAGAUCCUGCUCACCACACCUACAGUCCUCGUAGGAUACAGACUCGAGGUGUACAGGGCGGAGGGUACCACACAGUGGUAUACUGCUGUCAUACAGUCCUAUAACCAUACUUCAAAGACAUUGUCAGUUACAGAUGACACUGUUUUAGAAGAACACAAUGAGGACCCCACAUUAAUACAGAUGCACCUUAUUGAUGAUGGAGUUGUGAACUCAAUACUGCGGGGCGUAGAAAUUGGUGGAAUUGCUCCCAGACGGCGCCCGCGGGCUGUUAAACAGGAAAAGGAACAACCAAACUCAUCUACGCGGACAAGUAAUUCUUCAGUGACCCACACAACUUCAUCAUCACGCUGCAUAUUGCCGCCAAAAAAAUCUCGAUCUUCACUGCAAACCUCAGCACCAUCUACUACAGCUGCCAUCACAUCCUCUAUAACUGCCGUCACGUCGCCAUCAUUAGACACUGCAGCAAAAACAGAAAUAAAAGGAGCGGAUAAGACAAGUUUGAAGCAGAAAUCAACAAAUUCCAAAGACAGGAAAAGGAAAGUUGAGGCGCAAAUAGUGUCUGAAAACUUGACCUCUAAAAAGAAAACAAAACCACAAACUCCUACUAAAACUGAUUGUGUCAAUACUCAGGUUUCUAACUCUGAUUCUAAUCAACCUGUCCGGGUUUCUCCAAGAAACACCCCGGCUAAGGAACGAAUACGACCUCAAAGAAAUCGUGAACGUGACAAGGAAAGUGAAGAUAGUGAAGAAAAAAGUGUAAAUAUUAAAAAUAAAGAUUCUGCAAAAGAAACUAGUGAAGAGAAGUCGGACAGUGAAAGUUUACCAAGUAAACAACCCAGAACACCUGUAAGAUCACGACAGAGAAAGGACGAUAAAGUAGAAUUACCUUCUUUACGAAGAACUGAUUCACCUAGAAAUCGUGUUGAGUCUCCGAAGGGUACAAGUAAUUCUCCUAGGAGACGGUCCUCAAGUAGGACACCAGCGGAAACAGAAGCAGAAUCUGUGAUUAAGUCUAAUUCAGGGAGCAGUAAAAAAGACAAGAAAACUGAAAAAAGUGAUAAGAAGACGAACAGCAGUGCCAAAACAGAAAAAGGUGAUUUAAAAAGUGAUUUAAAUACUACUAAGCCUGUUAAUGAAAACAACCCAAGCUCAAUUAAAGCAAAACAAAGUGAUAGUGUGGAUAGGGAAAAAGAAAGUAAGGAUUUAGUUGAAGAGAAAGUCAAAGAAAUUAAAAGUGCUUUGAAAAAGAAAGAAAAAGAAUCAGGGAAUGCUUUAUCUGGGGAAUUAAAGGAAAGAAAGUCCCCACGAACAGCAUGUCACGAAAAAGAAGUUAAACGUAAGGAGAAAAAGAAAGACAAUGAAAAUUCUCAGGUAAAAACCACAGACUCCAAAAGGAGAGUAGAUGCGGAACAAGGUAACUGCAUCGAAAAGGAAAAGACUUCUUUAAAUGAAUCAGGGGAUAAUAUGCACUAUAUAAAAAAGAAACAAUCAUUACUUGCAGGGGGUGCUUCAUCAGGAACACCUCAGAAUAGUGGAAUUCCAACAAGCAUUGACUUUAAUCAAUCUGUAACUGACCAGAUUGCUCGUGCAGGGAAACUUUCUUCCUUAAACGGUGACGAUAAAGGUUCUGUACCAAGCACAUUAUCUUCACCAGUUUCUGAUCGUGAAUGUGAAAAUCAGUCAAUACCCAGGGAUAACAGACAUAGUGUAGGCUCUCUCAAUAGCAGUUUACAUAAUACAAACACAAAUUCCAGUUGGUCUCAGGACGAACGAUGUUUGUCACGGAACAGUGACAGUCGUUGCAGUUCGGGACUGAGUGGAGAUGAACUUCAUCGUCCUUCUUCUCGUGUUGAUGAUAUAAAAAGUUCAAAAAGUAGUACUGCUUCAAGUCCAUUAAUUGUUGACAAGAGUGAACCAGUGCAAAUAUAUAGGGACCCAGAAUUGAUGAGCAAAAAUCCAGUGCGGAGUAAUGUGCCAAGUAUGCAUAAUCCUCACAAAUCAUAUCCGCAGGUCCACAAUCCUAUACCAACGCAAGUUUCUCGACCUGCUAGUGUAGGAAUGACUUCAUCAACACCAUUAUCAAGUGCAAUGGAGCGAACUUCUAGGACUCCAGUCAUACCCUCAGUGGCAUAUCCAUCGCCACUUCAAAUGGGUCCUUCAAUACCUGGAGCAUCACUGUCUAGCUUGCUUCCACCAGGUUUACAUCAGUUGGACCCAGCCACUUUGGCAAUACAUCAGCAGAUUGCUGCAGUACAGCAGCAGCAGCUUGCAGCAUUAGCUGCCUCAGAGCAAUAUCGUAAUGCAUUAUCUAUCUAUCCUCCUCCAAGAGGAUCUAUGAACAAAUCGCAGCUUGAACAUUUAUGGCAACAGAAAUACCCAUCUGUGCCAGUACCGCCACCUUGGCUUCUUGCCAAACACCAGGAUGACCUUGUGCGGGAAGCUCGAUUAAUUCAUGAGCAGCAGGAACAACAUUUAGUUGAACGUGAGCGCCUUGAGCGAAUAGAGAGGGAAAGAGAAAGAGACAUACGAGAACAACGCGAAAGAAAAGAGAGGGAAAGAAGAGAGCGUGAACGGAUGGAGAAAGAAAGGCUAGACAGGGAGCGUCGUGAAAGGGAGAAAGUCGAACAAGAGCGAGCAGAACGUGAACGUUUAGAGAGGGAGAAACAGGAGAAGGACCGAUUAGAGCGAGAACACCGAGAACGUCUGGAGCGUGAACGACGUAUCUUGAAGGAAUCCGUGGACUCGCACGCGGCCGUUGAUCAACACUUCUCCGAGUCGCUCAGACUUGCCAGUCAGAGGAACUGGAAGAAGCCCCCAAAUCACAACUCAACCAUGGAUGGUUACCAAUAUGCUAAUGCAAACUACCGUCCAAAAUACAUGGCUGCUCAGACAGGCAUGUGGCCCCAGCCUUCAAUCACACUGGGUACUGGUAAACCCAAACCCGAGUCUCAGCACCCUUCAUCGAAGAUGGGCGAAAUCAAACCAGAAGAAAAGAUUAAACAGGAACAGUUACGGGAGACAGAUUUCCGAUAUGCUGAAAUGAUGCGUAAACAUCAAGAGUUAAUGACACAACAGGAAGAAUAUAUACGCUACCAAAAGAUGCUUUCUUCAGGUGAUCACAAACCGGACAUCAAGCAGGAAAUCCGCAAAGAAAUGGGAUCAUCACCUUAUGAUAGUCACAAUUCCAUAAAGCGUGAACCUGGCUUGUCAAAUGUGAAACAAGAAGUUCAGGCUAAUUUUAGUCUUUAUGGAUACAAGCCUGAGAAAUAUUCAUUCAUCACUACAGAUCAGCUUCAGUCAUAUGAACUAGAGAAGAAUAAGGGUGAUAAAGGUGUGUUAGACUCAAAAUUAAAUCGUUCCCAAUCUCCUCGUAAAAAGGACUUGUCUGUUCCCCCGCCUUUGAUUAAAGACUCGAAACCAUACAGUUCUGUGAUAGUGGAAAACAAAACGAAAGAAGGGGGUGUGAAAUCUUCGAGUCCUCAGUACACAAGUCAUAUGUCACCACAUCACCAGCCUAAACCUGCCCACACUCCGGAACGGCCUCAUUCAAGUUCCUCAAGUCCCGGUUCACAUGGAAUGAAUCCAAUGACUGCGCAUUCACAACAACUUGCCGCACUUCGGGCAGACGCAGCAAGGCAAGGUACAUCUAGAUCUCAAAGUCCGUUGAGAAUUGCUAGUCCUCAGCAACUUUCAGCAGCUGUCAUGGAGCCUAUGGACUACAGAUGUAGCCCAAAUGUAACCAAAACAAGAGGAAGUCCAGGAUCAAACCCGGGCUCUCAUCCAUCAAGUGUUAAUUCAUCAGGAUCUUAUUCUCCUGCUAUAGCUCAACCACCAGUGUCAUUACCUCACUCUUCAGUUCCAUACACAUACAGUUUAAUUCAACAAGGACUUGUCCCAAACCCCAUUUAUUCUAACAAUUCCAAUGGAAAGGGUGGCGAUUCUCAAAGAACUGUUUCGGUAACUGGCACAGCCCAGGUUCCACGAGCCGCCCAAUCCUCUCACUCCUCGUAUAGAGAACAAAUGCAGCAACAAAGUGCAAUGGGAUCAAAACGUAAAGGUCAGAAAGAAGGGAAUGGUCGUAAGAGACAAAAAGGCAGUGAAGUACAGGGUCAUAGCCCUACUGCUUCAAGCAAUAAUAAUCCAUUAAAUUUAUCAGUUCCAUGUACUACUCCACAAAUUGUGUCAAACCAGUCACCUUACACAACAAGUAGUGGUAGCAUUCCUGCCUCUGCGAUGUCCACAACACAGGCCGGAACGGCUACCACCUCAUCGUCACAGGCUAUAGUCAAAAAUAGAUUGCACGGUCUCACUGGGUUUAUGGACAGUUUUAAAUCAUUUGUUGAGAAUACCGUGCAGAAUGCGUUCAUGUCUGAUCCAGAACUUGGCAAGCCAAAAGAAGGUCAGAUGAAGAAGCCACAGAGCAUGGAAAACUUACGAGAUCUUCACCAACAACAUUUACAACAACAAUUAACACACAAACCUCAACCAUAUAAACCUAAAAGUAGCCUUGAAAGGUCAAGUACGCCAGUCACAUCUCAGCCGGGUGCGGCAAAUGAUGAAUCGUCUAAUUUAUCAAAUAGUGGAAAUAGUAACUCUGCUAUGUCUUACGUUGAAAGCAUUAAUCGUGUAGCUAACGGACAAAUUGACACAGACAGUGAUACUUUAAGUGCCCCUAGUCCUCCCCCUCAUUUAAAACAAGAAAACACGCCAUCACCUCAUAAAGCUGCGAAACAUCCAAACUUGAAAAAGGCGUGGCUACAGAGACAUUCCGACGAAGAUAAACAAGAAGCACAACCUCAAGAUCGGGUCACAGGACCAGCAGUCGUAGCGGACUCUGGAAAUGUUAACCAAAAUAACCCGUCUGGUGAGGUUGAAAAAGACAAGGAAGUGAAAAACUGUUACGUAAAUUGUUCUUACAUAUCUCCUGGUAAAGAUGGAAGUAAAUCGCCCAUUAGUGCUAUUCUGCCAAAUGGAAAUUUGGAAAAAUCCGAAACAAAUGACAGUUCCACAACGUCUGCAUCUGAAACAGAAACACAGGCAACAGACAGCAAUUCAAGUAACCCUAAAAAACGAGUUAAGAAUAAGAAAGAGCGAAAUAUUAAUCCUAAGAAACCAAGAAUAGAUUCCGAUGAAAAUUCGUCAACAAGCACCACGGGUCAAACCAAAAAGAAAGGAAACAGACGGGGCAAGGAAUCUAAAACAAAGAACAAUGCGGAUAACAUGUCUGAAGAACAGAUAAAGAAAAUUGUUGAAAACUGCCGAGAAUCUGCAAAAGAGAAAGAUAUCAAGCAGACAGAGGAAGCCUACGAUAAGACGUUAGACUCUGAAGAUGCUGCGGAACAAAAAACUGAGCAGACAGACAUGGAAACAGAUGAACCCAAUGAUGCUGAAAGUAGCAGAAAGUCUGAUAAAAAGGAAAAGAAGAGAAACAAGGAGAAGAAAGAUAAAAAGAACAAAAAGGAGAAAGAGAAACAACAAGUAAAAGAGACGAAAGAAAAGGAAGUGGAGAAGUCAGAUGAAGAAAUAGACAAUGAACCUGUCUACAUCCCUCCUCAAUCCAUGUUUAAAGACUCUGAAACUAAAGUUCAGCAAAGCACUGUGAUCAAAGACUUGGUACGAGUCCCAGACUCUGUCCUCCGCAAGACCUGCGAGCCAUUCCUGCAGGAUGGAUCCUGUAGCGAAGUCACACCAAAACUUAUGAAAUGUCGAGAAUGUAAGAUGACUCCUACACAGAGAGGCAAAACUGUUCCAAACAUUUUCUGUAGAUUCUACGCAUUUAGAAGGUUAAAGUACAGUCAGCGCGGAUUUGUUACCAUUGAUGGAUUCUCCGAACUAUCGGACGCUGAUCAGGAUGACAUAGACCCUUGGAUUCCUAAAUCGCCGAUCAUAGAACCGAAGAUCGAUGUGGAUACGGCACGAUUCAUUAUCCGUCGUCUUGGUGACAAAUUCUGUGAAUUGAUACAGCAAGAAAAAGAGGCUCAUGUUUGUGCUGGGGAUAAUGCCAAGAUAGCAUGGAAGAGGGCUGUGACAGGUGUUCGUGAGAUGUGUGACGUUUGUGACACCACUCUGUUCAACAUGCACUGGGUGUGUCACAAAUGUGGUUUUGUCGUCUGCUUGGACUGUUACAAGGUCAAGGCCAAGGAGGUGGACGAGGACUCUGAUUCUGAGGACGUGAAAGGGGAUGAUGAGGACCAGAGGCAGUGGCUCACGUGCAGCGCUAACAGACAGGCUCAUGACGUAGAUAAACUGAUGUUGACCCAGAUUAUACCGUCUGAUGCUCUAUGGGAAGUAGGUCGAAUGGUGCAUGAGGUUCGGGACAGGUUCCAGAUUUUACGGGCUUGUCAAUGUAGUCCUAAAAUAACAACAAAGAAAAAUGGAAUUAAAACUGACUUAAUGAAUGAAGCAAUAAAACAAUUAUCUCCGAAGAAGAAAAUGGUAAAUGGUGUUGGCGGUGAUGAAAAAUCGAAAACAAAAAAUGGGAACAUUAAAAAUGCAGUGUAUAAUCCAGACAGCACGUCGCCACUUAGUCUUUUGGCUGACGUUGCUUCAAUGGACUCUGAGAAAACUCGUGACCGAAGUGAAUCUCCGCUGCUGACAAAAAAGAAAGAAGGAAAGAACGGAAAGUCGUACAAUCCUAUCACUGAGCCAGUAUCACCAGGAAGUAGUGAGAAAAAGAUGCCCCCAAGUUGUUCAACAUUACGCGAAUUGCUUACAAAAACUGCUGGAAGUAAAGUGAAAAAUAACAAUGAGUCCAAAAAGAAAUCUAAGAAUACUAGUUCACUUAAUGACAUUAUACAAAAAGUUGUUGAGAAGCAUAUCCCAAAAGAAAUUGAAAAAAAUGGACCUUUGACCCCUAUAGAGGCAGAUGAACCUGAAAUGAAACUGCUUCAUUAUAAGCCUCGAUUUGGGGCAAGUCAUUGUUUAGUGCGUGAAACCCCUAUCAUAGCCCAUAAUCUAACAGAGACAAGUGUUCUUUAUCCAGAUGUACCUCACUCAUGGCUCUGUGACGGUCGCUUAUUACGACUUCACGAUCCACGUCACAAAGGUAAUCUGAGAAUUUUCAUGGAACAGUGGAAGAGAGGCCAGCCGGUUCUGGUGUCUGGUGUAGAUAAAUAUGUGAACGAAGAUCUGUGGAAGCCUGCAUACUUCACGAAACAUUUUGGACAAUUUGAGAAUGACCUCAUCAACUGUAGAACUGGUUGUCUAGUUGUAAAUCAACCUAUGAAACAUUUCUGGGAAGGUUUCAGUUGUAUGGAAGAGCGACUGGUAGAUGAAGAAGGCACUCCUAUGUUACUAAAAUUAAAAGACUGGCCACCAGGUGAUGACUUUAGUGACAUUCUACCCCAGCAAUUCAACGACUUGAUGCAGUCUCUACCAUUGCCCGAAUACACCAAACGUGAUGGUCGCCUAAACCUUGUCUCACGUCUCCCAGAUUUUCUAGUCAAACCGGACCUCGGACCAAAGAUGUACAUUGCUUAUGGUUCCGCCCAGUAUCCAAAGGAAGGUACCACCAACCUUCACCUUGAUGUUUCUGACGCUACUAAUGUAAUGGUCUACGUUGGUUACCUCGAGGACGAGGAAAGAGGUAGAAUACCAAAAGAUCAGGAGACGAACAAAGCCAUUGAAAUGGCCCGAUGUGACCCAAUCACAAAACGUCGUAUCCGAGAAGUACGGGAAACUCCUGGAGCACUCUGGCACAUCUUUGAUGCUGUUGAUGCGGACAAAAUCCGAGAUUUUUUAAAUAAGGUCGGAAAGGAACGAGGAGAAAAAAUUGAACAACACCAUGAUCCCAUCCAUGAUCAGAGCUGGUACCUAGACGAAGAUUUGCGAGAUCGAUUAGCCAAGGAGUAUAACGUGCUUGGCUACACCAUACUACAGUGCCUAGGAGACGCCAUAUUUGUUCCUGCUGGCGCCCCGCAUCAAGUACGAAACCUCAAUAACUGUAUCAAAGUAGCGGAAGACUUUGUUUCUCCGGAAAAUGUGCACCAUUGCUUUCAGCUUACGCAGGAGUUCAGACAUUUGUCGGCAGGACACUCGAAUCACGAGGAUAAAUUACAGAUUAAGAACAUUGUGUAUCACGCUAUAAAAGACGCAACAGCUGUGUUAAAGGACGCCAGUCCAGAAGAUCUCGAGGACUAAAUGUUAAUACAAAAAGUUGAAUUUGGAACAGUCAAUUUUACCAUGUGACAGUGUGAAUUGUUUUUACUUGUGCUGAAAAUUUACGCAUAGAAAGUGCUGGAUGUUUUUUUUGUAAAAGUGCAGUUUUAUUUAACUGUAGAAUAAAACGAGACAAAAGGACAAAUCACAAGGAAUUCAAGGGAGGUUACUAUUACAUUCCUUGUGAUACAAAAUUAAUGAAUUCUUAAAUUAUCAGUAAGUUGAGACGCGCUUAUUAACACCAUAUGUACGAUAUUAAAUAGCUAAAAUAACAACAAUUAUUUAGUUAUAAUUGAUCUACAAGUAUUUAUAGACGUAGCGGAGCGGUAGGCUUUGAAUAGGAGAGACUUGAAUUACAAAGUUGUUGUAAACUUUUCUAUUGAUCUCAAUUACAUUUUAAUAUUAGCAUUGUUCUAGUUGUUAUUGUUGUUAUCACUCAUGUAGAUAUAUGGUCACAUGAUUGGAUCAUGUGACUUAGUCAUGUGGCAUGUAUGUAACUGGGAACACUUAAAAUAGAAACAAGAGCUUGGACUGUGUGUAUUACAGCUUCAUUUAUCUGUUCUGUACACCAAAGCUUCUGGUUUUUUAAUCACGGUAUUCUUGAUUUACCGGUACAUAUUGUUGAACAUGUUGAUGUUCAACUGAAAGAUAGAAUCAGACUUUAUUAACAUGCUCAUGUUAUACCUAGUUAAAUAGGUCAUAAUAAUUAGUUAAGUGAUUAGAAUUUCAGAUUAUUGCCAUUUUAAUGAUUUUUUUUCCCCUUUCCUACUGGUAUUGUUUUUGUUAUGAUAUAAACAGGGACUGCUUUUUGUAUAUGAAAACACAUAUAGGGCUUGCCAUUCAUUAUUUCAAACAUUUUUUCUUCUCUUACAAUUUUUGGAGAACCAAGCACAUUCAGUCAUCCCAUUUGAAGCAACCAAACAAUUGUUUCAUUUUCUGUCUCAAAAUGAAAUUAUCAUUUAUUUCUUUUUCAUGGCGUUACAGAUUAGCAGUUAAAAACAUUUUAAAAAAUGUGUUCAAAUAUUUUUUUUUGUAAUUCACAAGGCCUGUAGGUACAAUACUGUAGUCAUUGAUGUAGUCCGCAGCAGUUUAAUAUAUAUAUAAUUGAAAUAUUGAAUCAAUUACCGAUAAAGGUAAAAAAUUGUGUUGUUUUUGUGUUGAAAGUACUUAACAAAUAUUGUUGCCGUUUUUUCUUUUAUUUAACAGUAGUAGCAUAAGUUUUUGUUGCUUCUAUCGUGAAUCUUUGAACGAAAUGACCGUAAAUUGUUGUGCGGGGAAAUGUGUCAGUAGAAAUAUUAGAUCAUAUUAAUGAUUAUAAAAAUUUUAUAAUGCUUAAAUAUGUUAACCACAAGUAUGUGGUUAAAAUAUUGUAAAUGUUCCUCUUUUUUUUUUCUUCUCUUUUCGAGAAUACUUAUGAAAUUGUGUAGCGCUAUUAAGAAAAAUAAAACAGACGUAUAUUAAUGUUUAUCAUUGUUAAUCGUUUAUUUUCAGAUUGUUUAUCAUAAUGUAGUAUUGUUUAUCAUUAAUGUAGUAUUUGUUUUAUGGCAUCUCUUGUCAACACAUAUGUUACACAUAUACAUUUUGAUCUUUGUUAAAUGUAAAUAUGCUAUAGAGCUAUUUUUAUAUAAAAACAAAUCUAGCAUAUAUCUAUUAAUAUGGCUAUUAUUGUACUUGUGGGAGCCCAGACUUCCGGGCUUCUGGAAGUCUAGGCUCUCUUAUUUGUUCCUAUUAAAAACAGAUUUCUCAAAUAUAAAA